Molecule: messenger RNA, 771 nt
Organism: Metopolophium dirhodum (rose-grain aphid)
Lineage: Eukaryota; Metazoa; Arthropoda; Insecta; Hemiptera; Aphididae
Exons: 2
Coding region: 1-771 (256 amino acids)
Source: RefSeq, a predicted model, not a curated record
AUGGUUCAUAACUUUCAAAAUAUAAUGGAACCAGAAGAAAUGAUGGCUGUGGACGAAACAAUGGUUCCAUUUCGUGGGCGAUUAAAAUUCAAACAGUAUAUUCCUGAUAUAACAAAAGCUAAGCUACAACCAGGACAAAUAGUAGGAAAAGAAAAUUCAAAUGGUAUUAUGGUUGCCAAAUGGCGUGACAAAAGGGAUGUCACCAUGUUAUCUACUCGUCAUGACAUUUCUAUGGUAGACACAGGUAAAAAAAAUAGGAAAAACGAAUCAGUACUGAAACCAAAAAUAAUAAUUGACUAUAAUGCUGGGAAGGCUGGCAUUGAUUUAUCGGACCAGCUAUCGAGUUAUAGUAGCCCCGUACGAAAAUCAAUAAGGUGGUACCACAAAGUGGCAACCGAAGUUUUAUUAGGAACUGCAGUAGUGAAUGCACUAAUAGCUUAUAACUUAAAUACGCCACCGAAUAAACUAAAGAUAACGCAAUUUCGUGAAUUAUUAGUAAACGAAUUGCUUGGAUUUAAUCAACCAGAACAGGACCAAACUUCACCAGCGCUGUCUAUAAGACGACGUAUAAAACACAUUUUUGUACAAACUCCGUUAAGAUGCAACAGAAACCGAAAGCUGCGAAAGAGGUGUGUUCAUUGUUACAACGAAAAAACGACUACUGUAGGAUCAGUACAGGCCUGCAAAGACGUGAAAAGGAUAACAACUCUAUGCGAAACAUGUGAUGUAUACACGUGUGCUGAUUGUUUUGUCAAACACCAUUCAAAAUGA